AUGUUUUAACAGUAUAAUAAUACUAUUUCAACAUCACGUUCCAAUUCAUCCAUUAAUUAUACUCCAAAAAGAUUAAUACGUAUUGCUACUGCUUCUGGAAUUGACAAUAAUAGCGCUUUAAAAAAGAAUGAAGAAUUUCGUAAAUAUAUAGAGUAAUAUAAACAAAGAGAGUCUCAUUACAAGAAUAUCAUAUUUUCAAAAGAUUAAGAAAUCUCUAUGAUGAAAUCACACAUUUAUUAACUUGAAGAAAGUAAAUCCUAAAUUUUAAUAAUAUAAGUGUAAAUAUUGCUAGAAUCAUACAAGUAUUAUUCAAAAUUUCAUAUUUAGUUAAAGAAUUGUAGAUAUUGAAAAUCUCAAAAAAUAACAAGGUAAUGAUCAUACAGAAUUGGAAAAGUAAGUUUUAUCAUUAUUAAGAGAGAAUUCUUAAUUAAUGAAUAGUCUAACUUUUUCUCAUACUUAUUAAGAUAUUUAAUCCAAAAAGAAUAGUUUACAUAAUAUUUCUAAAAUUAAUCCAAAUGAAACAUCUUGGAAACAAAGAUUUAUAAAAUUGAAUAAAGAAUAUUUUGAAUUACAAGCAAAAUAUGCUUUUCUAUCAGCUGAAUUAGAAAACAAUAGAUUGAAUUUUAGAUCUCCUAGUUCAGAAAGUUUUGAGGCUUUUAUAAGAUAAUGA
Messenger RNA from Paramecium pentaurelia, 670 nucleotides. The record is from the annotation of a GenBank genome assembly. Lineage: Eukaryota; Ciliophora; Oligohymenophorea; Peniculida; Parameciidae.